UUCACAGUUCAACUUGGACUAAUAACACAGUAUUACCAUCCAAAUUGGACUUGCAAAACUAGAAGAGUUCCAUAAUCCAAGUUGGACUAGAUAUCUGAAUACUCUUCCGAAUAGGAGAGCAUCAAGUUUCUUGUAGGGUCUGAGGUCACAAGAAUCUUCGCACUGUACGUAUUCAAUUGACCAGUCAGGUCAGGAUACCAAUCAAGGUUCAAGUGUAUAUUAAUCAACCUCUCUGCCUUUAUUCUCUUCCAUAUACAACUCAAUUCUGUUUCUCCUCCCUCUCCUCUUCACCAAGACAUGAAGAACCAAUACCAGAAGUUACAAAAUCCAUCAUCCGUGAGUACGGAUCAAAAAACUAUUUUAUCAUCUCUGAAAAUAAGCACUCAAUCAAAUCUACUGAAAUUGAUAGUAUUUUUGUGUAUUCUUUUCUUUAUGUGCGGUUUAUUUACCGGUAACAUAUGGAGUUUCUAUCAAAAAAGCUUUUCUUUAAACCUGCAAUUCACACAAUUCGCAUCGGCAACAGUACAACCGCCACCAGCGUCUCCGUUGGAAAUUCUAAUUCCUCCUCAUCAAAUUAAUCAACUUGAUCAAGUAAUGUUGAUACCCGGAAACGCCAGCGUUGAUAAUAGCACUAAUAAUAAUAAUAAUAAUACUGCGAGUCGCAUAGGGUUGUCAGAAUAUAUAAAGCCACAUCAAAACCUUAUGCAUGACAUGAAAGAUGAAGAAUUGUUAUGGAGGGCAUCAAUGGUUCCUAAAAUUGAAGAGUUUCCGUACAGAGUGACACCUAAAGUUGCAUUCAUGUUCUUGACAAGAGGUGGAGUUACAUUAGGUCCUUUGUGGGAUAAAUUCUUCAAUGGGGUUGAUACAAAUCUCUACUCGGUAUACGUUCACUCAAAUCCUUCUUACAACGAAACAAUCAUACCGCCUGAAAACUCCGUUUUUAACGGUCGAACAAUCCCCAGUAAGGAAGUAAGAUGGGGAAGCUUUAAUAUGAUAGAAGCCGAACGACGCCUUUUAGCAAAUGCCCUCCUUGACUUAUCAAACCAACGCUUCAUUCUCCUCUCAGAAGCAUGCAUUCCACUCUACAACUUCUCUACAGUCUACUCUUACGUUAUAAACUCUACCAAGACAUUCAUCGAAUCCUAUGAUUUACCGGGUGGUGUUGGUCGUGGCAGAUAUAGUCCUAGAAUGAGGCCACAAAUCAGCCUUUAUCAGUGGAGAAAAGGGUCGCAGUGGUUCGAGAUGGAUAGGGAACUUGCUACUGAGAUAAUCUCUGACCGUACAUAUUUCCCACUUUUUGGCAAGUUCUGCAAGUCUUCCUGUUACGGAGAUGAACAUUAUAUACCAACCUUUUUAAACAUCAAUAAGGCGUUUUCUGAAAGGAAUUCGUAUAGAACAUUGACUUGGGUUGACUGGGCAAAAGGAGGUCCUCAUCCCACUAAGUUCACGAGAACAGAUGUCACGGUUGAACUGUUAGAGAGAUUGAGAAACGGUAAUGGAACCAAGUGCGAGUACAACGGGGAAAAGACGGAUAUUUGCCACUUAUUUGCAAGGAAGUUUAUACCUAACACAUUAGAUAGGUUACUGAGAUUUGCUCCAAAAUUAAUGGGUUUCAGUUGAUACCAUUAUUCUUCCCAUAGCAUAUGUGCAACAUGUAAUAUGCUGAUCACACUCAUUAGUCAAAGAGAGAGACGUGUAUAAUCUCAUUCGUUUUGAUUUACUCAUUUGCCCUUACAUGUAAUCAAUAGUGAAUUUUG
Messenger RNA from Papaver somniferum (opium poppy), 1757 nucleotides. RefSeq lists its product as uncharacterized. Bases 298 to 1620 code for a protein of 440 amino acids. Gene Ontology annotation, cellular component: membrane. Gene Ontology annotation, molecular function: glycosyltransferase activity. NCBI's taxonomy places the organism in Eukaryota, Viridiplantae, Streptophyta, Magnoliopsida, Ranunculales, Papaveraceae. The record is from RefSeq and is a predicted model, not a curated record. The transcript has 2 exons.